This is a messenger RNA of Gambusia affinis (western mosquitofish), 1903 nucleotides long. RefSeq names its product BLOC-1 related complex subunit 5 (gene borcs5). Lineage: Eukaryota; Metazoa; Chordata; Actinopteri; Cyprinodontiformes; Poeciliidae. Gene Ontology annotation, cellular component: BORC complex; synaptic vesicle membrane; cytoplasmic side of lysosomal membrane. Gene Ontology annotation, biological process: organelle transport along microtubule; positive regulation of anterograde synaptic vesicle transport; lysosome localization. The transcript is spliced from 4 exons. Bases 333 to 926 code for a protein of 197 amino acids. The record is from RefSeq and is a predicted model, not a curated record.
GGGGGCAGCAAAGAACCAAGCGGUCCUUCCGGGCUUAAUAUUUACGGAAGUAGGCAGAUCAUCAGGAGAAGUCUUUAGUGGUUUUUGACGAACGAAGCAUAAAAGAUGAUAUUUUCUCCUCCACAUUUUAAUUAUAGAUCUUUAGUAAUUGAGAAACAUUUUGUUGCUUCCGCAGGACAGUCCUCAGCUGUUGAGACAUGAUGAAUCUGAUUUUGUAGUUCUUUAAAAUCCUAUCACGGUUUCAAGCUCUGAGUUGCUUGAAAAACGAUCCAGAAAACAAUUGAUAUCUGGCUCCGAGCAGAAGGUGACGUUUGCAUUCAGGUGUCGUUACCAUGGGAAACGAACAGAGUGGAGAUGCGGAACAUAAACACUCCGAUUACAGCGCAUCUGCGGUGCCAUCCCCGGCCAGACAGAAGGCAAAGAUGGAUGACAUCGUGGUUGUGGCUCAGGGGACUCAGUCACUGAGAAAUAUCCACAACGACCCCGAUGUGAUCAAGCUCCAAGAGAUCCCCACGUUCCAGCCGCUUCUGAAAGGAGUGCUGAGCGGUCAGACGUCCCCGAGCACCGUCUGUCUGGAGAGGCUGGACCCGGCCCAGGUUCUGCAGCUCUGCAUCCGGUACCAAGACCACCUGCACCAGUGCGCUGAAGCCGUGGCUUUCGACCAAAACGCUCUCGUCAAGAGGAUCAAAGAGAUGGACUUGUCUGUGGAAGCCUUGUUCAGCAUAAUGCAGGAGCGCCAGAAGCGCUACGCCAAGUACGCCGAGCAGAUCCAGAAGGUCAACGAGAUGUCCAUGAUCCUGCGGCGCAUCCAGAUGGGGAUCGACCAGACAGUGCCGCUCAUGGAGCGUCUCAACAACAUGCUGCCGGAGAGCGAGCGGCUGGAACCCUUCAGCAUGAGGUCAGAGGGCGAACCUGCCUCCAAGUAGCCCAAGCUGGACCCAAACCCAGCCGCAGAACAGGUUGGAUGAGCGUGGACUGCUUCGACUCUGGUGGAACUGAUAGCGAUGAGAAAGUAGCUCGUCUAGUCCUGCAUGUUUUCCCAACACGGGGAAGGAGCAGGAAAAAGUUUCACAUCUUCUUCUUGGAUGUAAAAAUCAUGGAGACACUUGCCAAAAAAAAACAAAAAAAAAAACACAGCUGCAGAACUAACAGAAGGCUUUUUUUUUUUGUUGUUGUUUUUUUCGGAUCACUCGUCUCACUUUACAAAUCAUGGCUGAAAUCUGCCUUUUAGUUCCAGGUCUGGUGUUUUGUCCUGAGCGUCGUGGUUAAGACCCUUGUACUUGUGAGGAACUGAGAAUGUUCUAGAUGAACACGACCCACAAGUCAAAGAGUUACUGUUGGCUUCGAGUUUUACUUGAAUGGUUUGGUUUGAAGUAUGUUGAAGUACAGUAGCAGCUAUGGAUUAAACCAGUGCUUUUUAAAAAUCCGGAGCUGAUUGCAAAAGAAAUGACUGACGAAGCUCUCAAUCCGUGACGUGUUUUAGGAUCUCGUAAAGAAAUCUCAGCCUUAUUAUUGUUUGCUGGCGAGUGACAGCCAGAUAGCCCUGCCUACCAACAGCAAGUGGGAGUUAAAGAACCGUUUGCUCUUUCCUUCAGGAAACCGAUCAAAUAAAUUUCACUGCAUCUGAUUUGGAGUUUGAACCAGAAGUCUUUGCUAGCACACAGCCAUGUUUGGUAUAAUUAUUAUUGUUUAUGUACCUAAAAAUUCUGAGAUAUUAACAUGGCUAACCUGAUAGGGCCGUGUUAGAAUGGUCGCAAAAUAUGCAUUCAUAAAAAAAUCUUUCACCUCUUUCCACCUUCAUAAACAAGUGUAUCGCCCUGGGCUUUCCCUAGGUGGCGCCAAAUCUGCAUUUUUGUUUCCCUGUAUGGUCCAAAAUGCAGUCAAUAAAAGUUCAGUUAUUUCA